Messenger RNA from Sphaeramia orbicularis (orbiculate cardinalfish), 759 nucleotides. Its product is annotated as 60S ribosomal protein L19-like. The record is from RefSeq and is a predicted model, not a curated record. Gene Ontology annotation, biological process: translation. The coding region runs from base 98 to 691 and encodes 197 amino acids. Gene Ontology annotation, cellular component: cytosolic large ribosomal subunit; ribosome. Gene Ontology annotation, molecular function: structural constituent of ribosome; RNA binding. The transcript is spliced from 6 exons. NCBI's taxonomy places the organism in Eukaryota, Metazoa, Chordata, Actinopteri, Kurtiformes, Apogonidae.
UACGUACAUUGUUAGUAACCUACGACGAUAACUACAAUGGUAUGCGCUGACUCUUUCUAUUUCCUUCGUUUUCCUGUAGCUGUAGCUAGCUGCAGCCAUGAGCAUGCUCAGGCUCCAGAAGCGCCUGGCGUCAAGCGUCUUGCGCUGUGGCAAGAAGAAGGUGUGGCUGGAUCCCAAUGAAACCAAUGAGAUUGCCAAUGCAAACUCCCGCCAGCAGAUCCGUAAACUGGUGAAAGAUGGAUUGAUAAUCCGAAAACCAGUGACUGUUCAUUCCCGUGCCCGUUGUCGCAAAAACACACUGGCACGCCGCAAGGGACGUCACACUGGUUACGGUAAGAGAAAGGGUACAGCCAAUGCUCGUAUGCCAGAGAAGGUGGUGUGGAUGCGACGCAUGAGAAUCCUCCGUCGCCUUCUUCGUCGCUACAGGGAGUCUAAAAAAAUUGACAGGCACAUGUACCACAGUCUGUACCUGAAAGCCAAGGGUAAUGUCUUCAAAAACAAACGCAUUCUGAUGGAGCACAUCCACAAACUGAAGGCAGAUAAGGCUCGCAAGAAGCUCCUUGCUGACCAGGCCGAAGCUCGUCGCACAAAGACAAAGGAGGCCCGUAAACGCAGAGAGGAGCGCCUCCAGGCCAAGAAAGAAGAAAUCAUCAAAAACUUGUCAAAGGAGGAGGAAACUGCAAAGAAAUGAAUGCAAACAAAUUUUGUUCAUUGACAGAAUUCCCCUUUUGUUGCUAAUAAAUUUGGAUAAAAAUAUAA